Messenger RNA from Numida meleagris (helmeted guineafowl), 2254 nucleotides. It is a transcript of the gene GSC, whose product is annotated as goosecoid homeobox. Gene Ontology annotation, molecular function: DNA-binding transcription factor activity, RNA polymerase II-specific; RNA polymerase II cis-regulatory region sequence-specific DNA binding. Bases 53 to 793 code for a protein of 246 amino acids. Gene Ontology annotation, biological process: regulation of transcription by RNA polymerase II. Lineage: Eukaryota; Metazoa; Chordata; Aves; Galliformes; Numididae. Gene Ontology annotation, cellular component: nucleus. The record is from RefSeq and is a predicted model, not a curated record. The transcript is spliced from 3 exons.
CGCCGCCGGCAGCACCUCCCUCCCCCGGCCGGUCCCCGGCCCGCGUUGGGGCAUGCCUGCGAGCAUGUUCAGCAUCGACAACAUCCUGGCGGCCAGACCUCGCUGCAAGGACUCGGUGCUGCUGCCCCCGAGCGCCGCGCCCGUCGUCUUCCCCAGCCUGCACGGGGACUCGCUCUACGGCGCUGCCUCCGACUACGGAGGAUUUUACUCCCGGGCGGUGGCCCCCGGCUCGGCGCUGCCGGCGGUCGGCGGCUCCCGCCUGGGCUACAACAACUACUACUACGGGCAGCUGCAUGUGCCCGCAUCCCCCGUGGGCCCGUCGUGUUGCGGGGCCGUGCCGCCGCUGGGAGCCCAGCAGUGCUCCUGCGUGCCCCCCGCAGGUUACGAGGGCGCUGGGUCGGUGCUGAUGUCCCCUGUUCCCCAUCAGAUGUUGCCCUACAUGAACGUGGGCACUUUGUCCCGGACGGAGCUGCAGUUACUCAACCAGCUGCACUGCCGGCGGAAAAGACGGCACAGGACUAUCUUCACUGACGAGCAGCUCGAAGCGCUGGAAAACCUCUUCCAGGAAACGAAAUACCCGGACGUGGGCACCAGGGAACAGCUGGCGAGGAGGGUGCACUUAAGAGAGGAAAAAGUGGAGGUUUGGUUCAAAAACCGCCGGGCGAAAUGGAGGAGGCAAAAGCGGUCGUCUUCCGAGGAGUCGGAAAAUGCACAAAAAUGGAAUAAAGCGUCUAAAACGUCUCCGGAGAAGAGGCAAGAAGACGGGAAAAGCGAUUUGGACUCCGACAGCUGAUGCCGCGCAGGGGGACGCUCCCCGUGGACUGUAGGAUACGCUCCGGAGGAUGCUACUAUCUUGCACAAGCUCUGCCUUGUCGGAGGGGAAAACUAUCUGUAUAUAAUGUACAAUACCCCGAGUUGAUUUCGUGUAAAUAAAAUGUGUUGCGGAGGUGUUGCACAGGCAGCCGGUGCCGGAUCCGUGCCGCGGGCGAGGGGAGGCCGGGCCGCAGGUGGCCGCGAGCGGGAUGGGCCCGGCCGGAGCCGAGCGGAGGGGGAACGGGGCCGAGCCCGAGCGACGGGUGGCGGAGCGGUUCCUGCGUGUUCCCCGAAGUGAGGCGCGGAGGCCGCAGUCAUAGCGAUCCGGUAAUUUAUUAGGCCCGCGGCAAAAUGCCUUUUUUAUUAUUAUUUUCUUCCCCCACGUCCUUUAUUGCUCCCUCACCUCCUUUGUACUCCCGGCUCAUAAAGCUGGAAUAUUUGCAGGCAGCAUAAAUCCAGCCUCCCGCUUGUUCUUCUGCUGUGUUUCUUUGCACUUUUUGCUCUCUUUUCUGCUUUCUGGAGCUAUGCCCCGCUGAGUUUCUAGAAGUUUGCCUUUGACCCAUGUUUAGAAAAUCUAUCUCACUACAUCAGCGUCCAAAAGCGCUCUUAAUAAAUUUCAGCCUCUAUCAGCUGCCUGAAGCUUGAAGUGCAGAACAAGCCCUCAUCUAUUGCUCUCGGGGAUGUUUGCUAAGAAGUUGCAACUUGAUGUUUGGCCCCUUUGAGACAGCACCUUUGCUGUUAGGAAAGCAGCUCUCAUUUUGCUCUUCCUUUGGGGAGGCCCCCUUUGCAGAGACAUCUAUUCUCCCCAUAAAAUCCACGCUCUUCUUUUUUUAUGCCAUUUUUCCGUGUCUCCCAGAAUCUCAAGACUUGUCCCUGCAAAGCAGAGCUACCACUCCAAGAUGGCCACUUUUUCAUAUUGCUUUGCUGAGAAGGGCCUUCUCUUUCCUCCUUGAGAGUUCUAUAAACUGAAUACUUAUGACCUGAAGGUACGAAGUCAAUGCAGAUAACCUCCAACUGGAAACCUCCAUGUUGUGUCUUUCAAUCAGCAGUUAAGGUUAAUUAACCUGAUUUUCCUUAAUUACCUCAAAUGGCUGAACUCACCUGUAUCCAUGCAGCUUGUCUGGAUUAGACAAGACAUAUAGGUAUGCUCUAAACAUUGCUUCCAGUGAUGCCAGAAAUGGUUUACAGCUGUGCUGGUUGUCCUCGUGCUUUUCCUCGCUUUUGUGAUAUUUUCAGUUUUUAUGGGCAAUGUAGCAUGGUGCAUACCAUAGGUGUCAGUGGGACAGGGAGGGUCCCGGUAGCUGUCUGCUCAGGUAAUGUUUCCAAACAUUAUCUGUGUUUCCUCGUAGAUGUGGUAUUUCUCUCUGAGCAAACUCUCCCUGUACCAGGAUGUAGUAGUAGCUGCUGAGGAACAAAUUAACCGAGGUUUUGUAUGAGUCAG